AUGGACAACCUCCCAGCUUCAAUUCCGAACACUGCCGCGCUGCUCGGCUCAGCCCUGGCGGUGUGCUUUCUCCUCGCCAACGCCAAGAGCCUUCCACUUGCUCAUAGCUUCCGCUUGCUGCCGUCGUUCUACGGCUUGUUGCUAAAGCCCCGCCUAUUUCCGGUGGCAAAGAAGACAGGAGUUUUGCCCUCCGAGCCGAGCACUGCAGCAGCAGCGCGGCCAGCCCUCUUCAAGCACCAUGUCACCAGCUCCCGGGCGGUGCUGCUGGACCUCGACAUCAACAUGCACAAAUCAAACAGCACCUUCUUUGCCGAUGCCGAUAUCAACCGAGCCGAGCUACUCACGAGGCUCUUGGGGCCGGGGCUCGCAGCCACAGGGCCACCCGCCGCGAUUCCCCUCCUAGCGGCGGUCCAGUGUAACUUCAAGCGCGAGAUCAGCCCGUUCCAGGCCUACCACCUCUCGUCGCGCAUCCUCGCCUGGGACGACAAGUCCUUGUUCACCGUCACCUACUUCUUGAAGCCCGGCGCCAAGCUCCCUGCCGACGUGGAAGUGGCCGGCGGACCAGGGGCUGUCCUAGGGGAUCCGAGCCUGAAGAGAUCCGUGUAUGCCGUCAUGGUAACGCGCUAUGUCUGCAAGGCAGGACGGGUGACGGUCGAGCCCGCUGCUGUUCUGGAAGCAGCCGGUUUGCUUGUUGCCGGGGCCACAGCGCAAGGAGCGGAAAAGGAGAAGCACGAGGCAGGGCUGGUCGCAGCUGGUGAUGUAGAAAUAGCUGUGAAGCAUGGUAUACAGUACGUGGGUGACUGUAUGGUAUGA
Messenger RNA from Dichotomopilus funicola, 813 nucleotides. RefSeq names its product putative capsule polysaccharide biosynthesis. Bases 1 to 813 code for a protein of 270 amino acids. The transcript has a single exon. The record is from RefSeq and is a predicted model, not a curated record. Lineage: Eukaryota; Fungi; Ascomycota; Sordariomycetes; Sordariales; Chaetomiaceae.